CGUUCUUCUCAUAUCCUUUCAUCACACAAAAAUGGUCCUUACCAUCCCAACAAUUGCUUCCGUUGCUCCAGUCAACUGUGAACUCAGUUUGGAUUCCGGCCGUUGCAUCAAGUACGUGGCAACCAGAAAUUCAAACCCGAAAAAUCAUGUGGCAGAGGAAUUGCCUAUAAUGAGAAAAAAUAGUCACCAAGAUCAUCAUGAUGACUGGGAAGGUGUCAACACAAUUUGCCACACUAUUGAUAAUAUUGUCAAUGUUGAGAUGGAAACUGACUUUUUCGAUGGAAAAUCUGUUUUGGAAAUCGGAUUCGUAACUGGACUCCCAUCAGUAUAUGCUUUCGAAAAUGGAGCAGAAGAAAUUGCAAUGCACACAAUGGAUAAGACUAGUUUGGAGCUUUACUGUCGUCCAACACUUAAGAGAAAUAAUAUUCCAAUGAUCAAGACCAAGGUUUCAUGUGGUACAAUUGAAGAGGCAAUGAAGUUCCUUGGCGGAAAAAAAUUCGACAUCAUUUUGGCACCAGAUCUUCUAAACCGGCAAGAAGCAGAAUUUGAUUUGGUUCACGAAAUUCUGCACCAAGGACUCUCGUAUGAUGGAAUUUGUCUCUUCUCCUGCCGCACACACUACGCAAACGUUGACGGGUCGUUGACCGCCUUCUUACAACUGGUGAAAAGACGUCGUGAAUUUGAAGCAAUUGAAAGAUGGUCUUCUCCAAGAACUGAUAUCAUUCAACAAAAGGUCUUUCAACUCACUCGUUCAUUGUUCUGAUCGUCGAUGCAUACCGAAUCUUCAUUUAAUCCCAAACAUCUGUAAAUAUGAAACUGAACAAUGUGCCUUCUUGACACUGAUAUAAUUCUCCAUAUUACGGUUAUCUCAUCACUCAAGUUUUAUCCUCAAUCUGUUUUUCUUUCGAAAAAUUGUACUCAUUGAAAUACAUCACAUUUGAUGAUUUGUCGGUAUAAUAAAUUAAUUUAAUUUC
Caenorhabditis elegans is the source of this 974-nucleotide messenger RNA. RefSeq lists its product as uncharacterized. The record is from RefSeq and is marked reviewed. NCBI's taxonomy places the organism in Eukaryota, Metazoa, Nematoda, Chromadorea, Rhabditida, Rhabditidae. The coding region runs from base 32 to 763 and encodes 243 amino acids. The transcript is spliced from 4 exons.